This is a messenger RNA of Entamoeba dispar SAW760, 1029 nucleotides long. RefSeq names its product serine/threonine protein kinase ULK3, putative. Gene Ontology annotation, molecular function: ATP binding; protein serine/threonine kinase activity. The transcript has a single exon. Lineage: Eukaryota; Evosea; Mastigamoebida; Endamoebidae. Bases 1 to 1029 code for a protein of 342 amino acids. The record is from RefSeq and is a predicted model, not a curated record. Gene Ontology annotation, biological process: protein phosphorylation. Gene Ontology annotation, cellular component: cytoplasm.
AUGGGAAACGGUAAUAGUACAUUAAGAUUAGGAAAUGAAAAGUUAGUGAUUAAGAAAGUACUUUCUACAGGAAGGAAUUCAACUAUUUACUUGACAGAACAAAGUUCAUCAUCUACUCUUCCUCAUAAUUUAGUCUGUAAAAGAUUUGAACUUUCUACAUCUGAAAUGAUAGGCAAAGUUACUGAUGAAAUUUCAUUAUUAUCUCAUUGUACUAGAACUCCAAAUAUCAUUCAAUACUAUGGGUAUACUCAAUUAAGUGAUUCUAUGCUUUUAUUUUCUGAGUACUGUCCUUAUACUAUAGAUGAUGCUUUUUCUUUACCAAUACCAGAAGAAACAAUUAUUGAAGUAUUUCAUGGAAUUGCAAGUGCACUUGCUUUUCUUCACAGUCAGAAACCAUCUAUUACAUAUUUUAAUCUUAGAAAAGAACACGUUUUAUUAUCAGAUGAUUAUACUGUAAAAUUAUGUGAUUUUGGAAGUGCUCAAUUAUCAGAGACAUUUUAUUACAGAAAGCCAAACGAUCAUCAAACAAUCAAAGAGUUUAUUAACAAUAAUGUUAAACCAGAAUAUCAAUCUCCAGAAAUGAUAUUACUAUAUGAAAACCAACCAAUUAGUAGAAAAAGUGAUAUCUGGGCACUUGGGUGUUUAUUAUUUGAGAUUGCAAUUGGAGCUCCACCAUUCUCUGCACCCCUUUGCAUUUCUGAUGUAAAACAGUUGGAUUUAACUGACUAUCAAAUGUCAAAACGAAUGAAGUUUUUACUUAAAGAAAUGCUUGUUUUUGAUCAAAAUAAACGACCUAAUAUAUAUACUAUUCUAGAACAUUUUAGUCAGGUUGUUGAGUUUAAUAACCCAUAUAAAUCAUUUAUGAAAGAAACUGAUGAUGAUAUGGGCUCAAUUCAAUCAUUAGGAACUAAAACCCCUUCUUCAUUGUCACAAUAUUCUAAACAAUCUUUAUUUUGGCAACUUCUUGAUAAAAAACAAAUUGAUUGCUCUGUUGAAAAGAGUGCACUUGAUACUUUUAAUGAAUUAUAG